This is a messenger RNA of Symbiodinium sp. CCMP2456, 441 nucleotides long. NCBI's taxonomy places the organism in Eukaryota, Dinophyceae, Suessiales, Symbiodiniaceae. The record is from the annotation of a GenBank genome assembly.
AUGAUGGAGUCAGAUUCUGACAUGGUUAACUCGAUUGCGAGAAGUGCCAAGCCCUGCAUAUCUGAAAUCAUCACCAAAAUUUUACGGCAUCGCUGCGACUUCAUCGCACAGACCCGGGUGGUGCUCUCAGGAAGGGUUACAGCACGGACGUUCUGCUUCCUGUGCGUUCAAAGAGUUGUCGAUGUUCCUUUGUACGGACAUACAUUUCACGAUGCACAGCUUCUCCAGCAGCGGCUUCAUCUUUGUCCUUCCUUUCUUCUUUCUUCCCCGGGUUCAGCUGCUUCUGUCUCUUGCUGUGCCUGUCUGUCUCUGUCUCUCUCUUCUUCUCCCGGACUUGUCUGUCUCUCUUGCCUGCUCCAGAGUAAAGGCACGCGGGCACGCCUCCCCUUGUGGGCCGAAGUCGGCGUGAAACAACGGGACUUCCCCCAAUUCACACCUUAA